Callithrix jacchus (white-tufted-ear marmoset) is the source of this 3824-nucleotide messenger RNA. It is a transcript of the gene B4GALNT4, whose product is annotated as beta-1,4-N-acetyl-galactosaminyltransferase 4. Lineage: Eukaryota; Metazoa; Chordata; Mammalia; Primates; Cebidae. The record is from RefSeq and is a predicted model, not a curated record. Gene Ontology annotation, molecular function: acetylgalactosaminyltransferase activity. Gene Ontology annotation, cellular component: Golgi cisterna membrane.
GAUGCUGCUCGGUCCCGCCGCCGCCCCAGGAGCGCGGAGCCGGGAGCGGCCGGGCGGGGCCGGGCGGGGGGCACCGCGAGGAGCCGCCCCCGCCGCCCACCCCGGGCCCGCGGCCGAGGGCAGCCUGGGGGUCGCGGCCGCACCGGGCUGCCGCGGGCGGCGGACAAAGGACCAUGCGGGGCCGCGGGCGCUGAGCGCGGCGGGGCGGGCCGGGGAUGCGGCGCGGGACGGGCGGGGGCCGGGGGCUGCGGCGGCGCCGCUGAGCUGGGCCGGGGUCGGGCGCGGCGGCCGCGAUGCCGUGGCUGCCGGUGAAGAAGCUCCGCAAGCAGGUGAAGCUGCUGCUGCUGCUGCUGCUGCUGAGCUGCGCCGCGUGGGUCACCUACCUGCACCUGGGCCUGGUGCGCCAGGGCCGCGGGCUGCGACAGCGCCUGGGCGACGGGCGAGACGGCGAGAAGCUGACCAGCGUGACCGACGGCCGGGGUGUCCACGCUGUGCCAUCCACACAGAGGGCGGAGGACUCUAGCGAGAGCCGUGAAGAGGAGCAGGCGCCGGAAGGUCGGGACUCAAACAUGCUGUUUCCUGGGGAGGGCAGGAGGCUGCCACUGAACUUCACCCAUCAGACACCCCCAUGGCGGGAGGAGUACAAGGGGCAGGUGAACCUGCAUGUGUUCGAGGACUGGUGUGGGGGCGCCGUGGGCCACCUGAGGAGGAACCUGCACUUCCCGCUGUUCCCUCAUACUCGCACCACUGUGAAGAAGCUGGCCGUGUCCCCCAAGUGGAAGAACUAUGGACUCCGUAUUUUUGGUUUCAUCCACCCAGCGAGGGAUGGAGAUGUCCAGUUUUCUGUGGCCUCAGAUGACAACUCGGAGUUCUGGCUGAGCCUGGAUGAGAGCCCAGCUGCUGCCCAGCUGGUGGCCUUCGUGGGCAAGACUGGCUCUGAGUGGACAGCACCUGGGGAAUUCACCAAGUUCAGCUCCCAGGUGUCCAAGCCCAGGCGGCUCAUGACAUCCCGGAGGUACUACUUUGAGUUGCUGCACAAGCAGGACGACCGUGGCUCGGACCAUGUGGAAGUGGGACCACGGCCGCGCCCGACCCCCACCCUCUCUGCCCCUCAGUGGCGAGCUUUCCUACCCGGCCUGAAGUUCGAGGUCAUCGACUCUGCUCACAUCUCCCUGUACACAGAUGAGUCAGCCCUGAAGAUGGACCAUGUGGCCCACGUCCCCCAGUCUCCAGCCAGCCACGUAGGGGGGCGUCCGGCGCAGGAGGAGACCAGCGCAGACAUGCUGCGGCCAGACCCCAGGGACACCUUCUUCCUGACACCGCGCGUGGAGCCCUCGAGCCUGGAGGACGUGCUGGAGCCCUGCGCUUACGCCCCCACCUACGUGGUCAAGGACUUCCCCAUCGCCAGAUACCAGGGACUGCAAUUUGUGUACCUGUCCUUCGUGUAUCCCAACGACUACACCCGCCUCACGCACAUGGAGACCGAGAACAAGUGCUUCUACCGCGAGUCUCCGCUGUACCUGGAGAGGUUUGGGUUCUACAAAUACAUGAAGAUGGACAAGGAGGAGGGGGACGGCGACGAAGAGGAGGAGGUGCAGCGCCGAGCCUUCCUCUUCCUCAACCCCGACGACUUCCUGGAUGACGAGGACGAAGGGGAGCCGCUGGACAGCCUGGAGCCCACGGAGGCGGCCCCGCCCAGGAGCAGCCCCCCGUCCCCCGCCCCGCCGACCCCUCCCGGCCCCCGGGACGACAGGACCCCCAGGCGCACCCGGGCCCUGAGCUGGGCCGCCCGGGCCGCCCGCCCCCUGCCACUCUUCUUGGGCCGAGCUCCUCCCCCGCGCCCUGCCGCGGAGCAGCCGCCCCGGACACCCGGGAAGGUGUACGUGACCAGGGUGCGGCCGGGACAACGGGCCUCCCCCAGAGCCCCGGCGCCGCGCGCGCCCUGGCCGCCCUUCCCCGGCGUCUUCCUGCGCCCUCGGCCUCUGCCCAGAGUGCAGCUGCGGGUGCCCCCGCGCCCCCCACGGCCUCACGGCCGCAGGACCGGCGGCCCCCAGACCACAAAGCUGCGGCCUCCAGCCCAGGCGCAGGCCACCCCCGGGGGCCGGGAGAGCCAGGCGCGCACGCUGGGACCUGCGGCGCCCACGGUGGACUCGAACUCGUCCUCCGAAGCACAGCCCGUGACCUCCUUCCUGAGCUUGUCUCAGGUGUCGGGGCCGCGGCUGCCGGGGGAGGGCGAAGAGGAGGAGGAGGGGGAGGACGACGGGGCCGAGGCCGCGUCGGAGGACAGCGAGGAGGCCGCGGGCCCUGCGCUCGGACGCUGGCGUGAGGACGCCAUCGACUGGCAGCGCACGUUCAGCGUGGGCGCCGUGGACUUCGAGCUGCUGCGCUCGGACUGGAACGACUUGCGGUGCAACGUGUCGGGGAACCUGCAGCUGCCGGAGGCGGAGGCCGUGGACGUGGUGGCUCAGUACAUGGAGCGGCUCAACGCGCGCCAUGGCGGGCACUUCGCGCUGCUGCGCAUCGUGAACGUGGAGAAGCGCCGGGACUCGGCGCGAGGGAGCCGCUUCCUGCUAGAGCUGGAGCUGCAGGAGCGCGGGGGCCGCCGCCUGCGACUGUCCGAGUACGUCUUCCUGCGGCUGCCUGGAGCCCGCGUGGGGGAUGCAGACGGAGAAAGUCCCGAGCCCGCUCCCGCCGCCUCCGUGCGCCCCGACGGCCGCCCGGAACUCUGCCGGCCGCUGCGCCUGGCCUGGCGCCAGGACGUGAUGGUCCACUUCAUCGUGCCAGUGAAAAAUCAGGCACGGUGGGUAGCGCAGUUCCUGGCGGACAUGGCCGCGCUGCACGCGCGCACUGGGGACUCGCACUUCAGCGUCGUCCUGGUGGAUUUCGAGAGCGAGGACAUGGACGUGGAGCGGGCCUUGCGCGCUGCGCGCCUGCCCCGGUACCAGUACCUGAGACGCACCGGAAACUUCGAGCGCUCCGCGGGGCUGCAAGCAGGAGUGGACGCGGUGGAGGACACCAGUAGCAUCGUGUUUCUCUGCGACCUCCACAUCCACUUCCCACCCAACAUCCUGGACGCCAUCCGCAAGCACUGUGUGGAGGGCAGGCUGGCCUUCGCGCCAGUGGUCAUGCGCCUGGGCUGUGGGAGCUCACCCCGGGACCCACACGGUUACUGGGAGGUGAACGGCUUUGGCCUUUUUGGGAUCUACAAGUCGGAUUUUGACCGGGUCGGAGGCAUGAACACUGAGGAGUUCCGAGACCAGUGGGGGGGUGAAGACUGGGAGCUCCUGGACAGUAUCCUGGAGGCCCAGAGAGACCCUCCACCGGCUUCACUCCUGAAACCCGUUCCCACCCUCAGGGUCCUGGUCCUGCAGGCAGGGCUGGAGGUGGAGCGGCUACGUCUGCGGAACUUCUUCCACCACUACCACUCCAAAAGGGGCAUGUGGAGCGCCCGCAGCAGGAAAGCCUCUCACACGGGGGUGGGGGCGUCGUGAGGAUGGGCAGCCCCUCCCAACCCCAGUGGGAGGCCCAGGGCAGCUGCUGGGGCCUGGGCUUAGAGCUUGGUCCUGAGGGCCCCGGCAGGGCUCAGGGCUGGUCAAUGGGUCACAGCCACCACCAUGCCUGCCCCUCCUGGCCCACGGGGCCCCCGUGCCAGGCCCACCCCGGAGGGGCAGCUUCACGGCAGGUCAGGGCCUGGCCUUGUCCCCACUCUGCGAUGAUUUCUGUGAAAUUUUGCUGUAGCGAUGACGUUGUUUUCAGGAUACCCAAGAGUUCUGUCUGUUCUGUUUUUUAUUCAGAAUGAAAUGAAAUAUUUUUUUUAGUUCUGA